Messenger RNA from Periophthalmus magnuspinnatus, 4423 nucleotides. RefSeq names its product BMP2 inducible kinase (gene bmp2k). Gene Ontology annotation, molecular function: protein kinase activity; ATP binding. Gene Ontology annotation, biological process: protein phosphorylation. The transcript is spliced from 16 exons. NCBI's taxonomy places the organism in Eukaryota, Metazoa, Chordata, Actinopteri, Gobiiformes, Gobiidae. The record is from RefSeq and is a predicted model, not a curated record. The coding region runs from base 691 to 4041 and encodes 1116 amino acids.
GGAGCGAAACGCCUAGCUUUUAGCGAGCCCCCUCCUCUCAGCCCUAGCGCUGCUGUUUGCAAGAUUUACCACAAACUUUAUCCACAAUGUGGCCACCGUUACGCCAAACCUCAACGGGGGCUUUUUAAAUGACGAGCGGCGAGUUAGCGGUGACUGUGAUUUUUGUAUUAACCUUAUCGCAUUGUCUGUUUCGAGGUGGCAGCAGCGCGAAUGUCGUUAGCCGCUGAUUAGCAACAACUAGCUUCGCCCCGAGAGGAGUGGAGACAAGUCCGAGCCUGAGCGGCGUGUGGACCCGACCGCGCGGCUCCGGCUCCACGAAGCGGGAUCUGCAACCAACCACAUCUUAUCUUAUCACAAAUACUCAAUUUUAGCCUUCAACUUUUCAUUUUGAGCCAUUUUUUGAGAAGAAACUCUUAAACGCACGCUGUUUUGGCUCAUUUAGGCUAAGUCGCAUUAGCCAACAACGCCAAUUGCGACCCAUGUUUUGAUGUAAUUGCGCUGGAGUGGUCGGGAUUGCGCAUUGGAAACCUACUGUAAAUCACUCUCCAUCAAAAAGCGUGGAGCAUGCAGAAAAAGACGAGAUAUCUCAUAAGUAGAUAGGAGACGAGGGUUACCAGAAGCCGAGUUAAAUUUGGACUGGUUUCAUUUUUGGAAUAGGUGAUCCCCAGGUCGGAAAAGAAGGGAGACAGGAUGAAGAAGUUCUCUCGGAUGCCCCGGUCGGAGAGUGGAGGUCUGGGCGGCUCGUCCGGCUCCGGGGCAGGCUCCGGAGUGAGUAGUUACUUCGGGAAAGUGUUCGCCGUGGGCCGCUACCAAGUCACAGUGGAGGAGCUGGUAGCAGAAGGUGGUUUCUCUGUGGUUUUUCUUGCUCGGACUCACAGCGGCGUACGAUGUGCUCUAAAGAGGAUGUACGUCAACAACCUCCCGGACCUCAACGUCUACAAGAGAGAGAUCACCAUCAUGAAAGAGCUAUCGGGACACAAGAACAUCGUGGCGUAUUUGGACUCCACCAUUAAUGCCGUGUCUGAGAGCGUGUGGGAAGUGCUUAUCCUCAUGGAAUACUGCAAAGCGGGUCAGGUGGUGAAGCAGAUGAACCAGCGUCUGAGUGUGGGCUUCACGGAGGUGGAGGUGCUCCAUAUUUUCUGUGACACGUGUGAAGCUGUGGCCCGCCUCCAUCAGUGUAAAACGCCCGUCAUCCACCGAGACCUCAAGGUUGAGAACAUCCUUUUGAACGACCAGGGGAACUAUGUGCUGUGUGACUUUGGCAGUGCCACUCACAAAAUCCUACUGCCUCAGAAAGAAGGAGUGACCGCAGUGGAGGACGAGAUCAAAAAAUACACCACUCUUUCGUACCGCGCUCCAGAAAUGAUCAACCUCUACGCAGGGAAAGCCAUCACCACCAAGGCCGACAUUUGGGCGCUGGGAUGCUUGUUGUACAAGCUGUGUUUCUUCACACUUCCUUUUGGGGAGAGUCAAGUUGCCAUUUGUGAUGGGACAUUUAUCAUUCCUGAUAACUCCAAAUACUCGGCCAAACUGCACCGACUCAUCAGAUACAUGCUCGAGCCAGACCAGGAGAAGAGACCGGACAUUUACCAAGUCUCGUACUUUGCCUUCAAGUUGGCUGGGAAAGAGUGUCCGGUGCCCAAUCUAUUUAACUCCCCCAUCCCCACUUCUUUACCAGAGCCACUAACAGCCAGUGACAUUGCUGCCAAGAAGAGCAUGACAAAAGCAAGGAUCACAGACUCUGUGGGUCCGACCGAGACGUCCAUCGCUCCCAGACAGCGUCCCAAAGCAGCCAACAGUAAUGUGCUUCCUCUCAGUAACACGGUCACUCCAGUCAAGAUGAGCAUGCCUUCUGCUGCCAACGGCAACGGACACAAAGCGCCGACCCCCAGCUCCACAGCGCCCGCUCUGGCUCCUCAGAGUAACAACAGUCAACAGCACAGAGUCUUGCAGCAGCUUCAGCCCGGAGACCUGAGGCUCCAGCAGCUCCAGCAGCACCAGACUGCUCCACACCCGCAAUCGCAACCUCACCCGCAACCUCACCCACAAUCUCACCCACAGCAUCCACAGACUGGGGCCCAGCCUCAGCAUCUACAGCAGGCCAAUGCGCAGCAACUACAAUAUCUACAGUACCAACAAGCCCUGCAGCAGCAGAUGUUACUGCAGCAGCAGAUGAUGAUGCAGCCGGCCCUGUACCAGCAGCAGGUGGCUCAGGCACAGUACGCCGCUAUGUUGCACCAGUAUCAACAGGCAUUUGUGCAACAGCAGCAACAGCAGCAGCAGCAGCAGGUGCAUCUUCCACACACGGGACAGCACAGCGCCCCCUAUCUGUCACCCUCACCACUGGAGUUUCAGAUGCCCCUGGGGUCAUACAAUGCCACAACACCUACCGCUGUCCCCACGGCAACUGUGCAGAUGGGAGGAGGGCCAUCACCUGCGGAGACGUUUGCUAAUACUAGGAACCCCCUGCUGCCUUCAGACGCCCCCCCCUCUCAGAGCAACCCCCCUGUGGUCAGCCACCCCCCUGACAUGUCCCGCUGGAACCCCUUUGGAGAGGACAACUUCUCCAAGCUCACAGAGGAGGAGCUGCUGGACCGCGAGUUUGACCUGCUCAGAGCAAAGAAGCCAGUGGAGCGUAGCCCCAGUGCAGAGACUCCCCUCCAGCAGCAGACCACCUCCUCUGUCCCGAAGGCCCUUCCACCUGAAGACCUGUUUGGAUCUGUCCCAUUUGUGACCAGCGCAGGUGGCGCUGUUGUGAGCCUUGAUCCUAUCCCAGACGACUCCAGCUCUCCUGCUGGCCCCCCCGCUGCCUCUGACCCCCUCCAGCCUUCAGACGGUGCCAAGGAGCCCAAAGGCAGGAAGAGCAGCACAAAGACCGGCGACGAAUCAGACAGCGACUUCGAAUCAGACCCUCCAUCGCCCAAAAGCAGCGAGGAUGAGGAGGGGGAGGAAGAGGAGGCUCUGAACAGUGAACACGGAGAAGAUACCGAACCGGAGAACUUAGGACAGCACCCCCUACUGAUGGACUCUGAGGAAGAGCGCAGCUCCGAUUCGGAUUGCGAGACUGGCAAAGUCAAGACGCGCUCAAAGAAAAGUACAAAAUCCUCAAAUGUCUCAAAUCAAGCUGGAGUGAGUUUGAUGACACCGCCACAAUCUCCGGAAAAGAUAGUCGGAACAUUAGCCAAAAAUCAAGAUAGCGUUGACGUUUUUGGAGCUGUGCCAUUUCCAGUUGGAAUAACACACAGCACUUCAGAUAUUUUCUCACAAGCGCCUUUCCGCCAAACUAGCCAUGAACAACAACAAGUGGACGAUUUCGACGUCUUCACCAAAGCGCCCUUCAACCGGAAUCUCUCCAAAUCUGGGACGCUUCCGAUGGGGCAGACUCCGCCCAUUUCCCCAGAAGGCGGAAUCGAUAUUUUCGGAUUUUCGCCUUUCCAACCCGGAUCCAACCCACAUUCAACGCUCCCAACUACGUCACGGAGCGCAGAGGAUAUCUUUUUCCGUCAGUCUUGCGAUGAUUCGAGUCCGCAGCAGCAACGGUUAAAACAACGUAGCCUCCAAAAACUAUCGUCACGCCAACGAAAAACUAAGCAAGAUCCGAGUAGCGGUGCUAGCAAUGGGAAAAGGCACCACGGUACGCCUACGGGAGCAAGAAAAAACAACAAACCAACAUAUCGAACACCAGAGAAGGUUAGGAGACACAAAAAAGUCGGAAGGAGGGAUUCGCAAAGUAGCAAUGAGUUCCUUAGUACGUCCGACUCGAAGGAAAACAUUAGUCUAGAUGUGACAAUGGUGGAGGGGAACGAGAAGGCCGCAACCAUGCCCACAGAGGACACCAUCUUGGAUCCGUUUGGGGCAAAGCCGUUCCAUCCCAAUAUUGGUGAUGGGAAAUCGGAAAAGUCGUGGAGCGGAGAAGCUAAAAUAAUCGACGAUUUUGGGGCAGUGCCGUUCGCAGAGUUUGUGCCGCCGCCGUCGCAACAGCAGCAGCAGCCUGUGGAGUUAGACCCGUUUGGAGCAGCGCCUUUUCCCUCAAAACAAUGAGUUUAUUAAAAAAAAAAAAAAUGUCUUCCCUUCUUUAUGCGUUUUUCUACAUGGAUUGUGACUGUCCGUGUUGCUUUUUAAUGAACUUUUUAAUACAACCCUGUGGAGAUGAAUGAGUGUUAAAUGUGUAAAAGGACCAUUCUUCUGCCUCAUGCUGCAUUUUUAGCGCUUGUCAAAGUGAAAGUAUUGAUGGGUAACAUUUGACUGUGGAUUGUAGAGUUAGUUUGGACUGUUUUGAGGCCAUAGUUGUAAUUAUAAUGUAUUGUAAAAAUGAGCCUAAAGCCCAGAGUGUCUCGAGUCCCUUUUGACCACAAAUUUACAUUUUGGCCUUUUUGUUUGUAAAUUAAGGCAAUAAUGUUUUUUGUUGGCAAAAUAUAUAUUC